Molecule: messenger RNA, 1959 nt
Organism: Penicillium subrubescens
Lineage: Eukaryota; Fungi; Ascomycota; Eurotiomycetes; Eurotiales; Aspergillaceae
Product: alkaline phosphatase
Exons: 3
Coding region: 1-1959 (652 amino acids)
Biological process (GO): dephosphorylation
Molecular function (GO): alkaline phosphatase activity
Source: RefSeq, a predicted model, not a curated record
AUGCAGGUUCUAUCGUUCCUCGCUACGUUCGCAGUUGUGAUCUCCUUCACAGCUGCUCAAACCCAUCAGCGUCUGGGUGGCUGCCCUGAUCUGGGCUGCGUAUUCCCUCCUGACCAGGCGGACUUCCUUGCUGGUCAGUUCUUUGACAUUCGUCUCGAGGUCCACUCUCCGGUCAACGGUACCGAGGCGCGCGCGGGCGAGCCAGACCCCAACUUCACCUUCACCAUUGCCAAGAAGGGUGAAGCUGGUGUCCCGGCUACGAAGUACUUCAAGCAGGAUGACCCCAAACUGGAGCGCUGGACUUUCAGCUGGUAUGAGGAUCGCUUCGCUGAGGAUGCUCACACCCCCUCCGUCGUCAACGUCACUUCCAAGAUCUUCCGUCGUGUGGCCCUCCACGAGCCCGGUGAGUAUGAGGCCACUCUUAACUACUACGGCACCCAGAAGACCGUUGCGAACUGGCUCGUCCGGAAGCUGCCUACCAAGCGUCGUGCCAAGAACGUUAUCCUCUUCGUCGGUGAUGGUAUGACUACCAACAUGAUCACUGCUGCGCGUCUUAUUGCCCACAAGAGCGUCAACGGCAAGUACCUGACCAAGAUGGCUUUGGACAAGUUCCCCGUGCUGGGUCACCAGAUGACCCACUCGAUGGACUCGUUCAUCACCGACUCGGCCAACUCUGCCACUGCUCUCUACACUGGUCACAAGACGACUGUCAACGCUCUGGGUGUGUACGUCGAUUCGUCUAAGAGUCCUUUCGACGACCCCAAGUUCGAGACUAUCGCAGAGAUCUUCCGUCGCCAGCACCCUAAUGCUGGUAUUGGUAUCAUCUCGACUGCUUUCCUGGCUGACGCCACUCCUGCUGCUUUGACUGCUCACACCAGCAAGCGUGGAGAGUACGACCAUGUCAUCAGCACUUUCUACGAGGGUGUGACCAACUACACUUGGACUGAGUGGAAUGGUCCUGACGUUCUCCUCGGCGCCGGUGCGGAGAACUUCUUGAAAAGUGAGGAAGCCAAGCGCGAGUACUACGACUUGUUUGCCAAGAAGAACUACAAUAUUGCUUGGAACAAGACCGCGCUGCAGAAGGCAUCAAACGACGAGAGGCUGCUGGGUGUCUUCACCAAGUCGAACCUGCCAACUUGGCUGGACCGCAACGUUUACCAGGCCAACCUCCUUAACAAGACCAACUACCCGGAUGGCUCUGGUCGCGAUGCGGAUGACCUGCCCGGCCUCAAGGAGAUGACUUUGAAGGCCAUCGAUGUGCUGCACAAGCGCAACAGCAAGGACGGCUGGUUUAUCAUGUCCGAGGCUGCCAGUAUCGACAAGCAGAUGCACACCCUGGACUAUGACCGUGCCCUUGGUGAGCUGCUGGAGCUUGAUGACACCGUCAGUGCUACCAUCAACAAGCUCAAGUGCAUGGGCGAACUGGAAGACACCCUCAUCAUCGUUACCGCCGACCACGGCCACGGUUUCGAUGUCACCGGCUCCGUUGACACCAAGUACAUGGAGGCCCAGCACGAUGACCGCAGCAAGCGCAACGCCAUCGGCUACUACGAAAACUCCGGUCUGUCCCAGUACACCGUCGGUGGACCUAACUCCCUCCGUUACUCUGAAGGUGUCCACUUCCCCAGCCACUGGGACCCCCGCUACACCCUGCACUCCGGCGUGGUCGCUUUCCCCGACCAUCGCGAGAACUACGAGGUGCACAAGGAUGGCCCACGCACCCCCGCUGUCUCUUCCAAGGGUGACAAGCUGGGCAACGUUGCCAACUACAAGGAUGCCGUCACCGGCUUCCUGGUCAACGGUACCCUUCCCGUGGACGCCUCUCAGGGUGUUCACUCGCUGACUGACGUGCCCGUGUUUGCACGCGGUCCCUGUCAGGAGCUGUUUGGUGGAGUUAUCAACUCCAUCGAUAUCUUCUUCAACAUGGCUGAGUGCCUGGGCCUGUCGGAGGGCAAGUGA